AUGGGCGGCUCCAAGAACUGGCAAGAAAUCGCCGCCGCGAAGCGCGAGGCGAUCCUAGCCUCCAUCCCCAAGGAAUACAUCAUCGCCGACCUGCCCACCCCCGAGCAGCAGCGCGACAUAACCGGCACGUUCGUGCACCAAUGGCUCAGCCCGCGCGAGAUCGAGAUCACGGAGACGGACGCGCCGGGCAUCGUGGCCAAGACGACGGCGGGGGCGUGGAGCGCGGUCGAAGUCACCAAAGCCUUCAUCCACCGCGCCUCGAUCGCACACCAACUGACAAACUGCCUCCACGAAACCGCCUUCCCCGCCGCCCUAGAAGCAGCCGCAGCGCUGGACCAGCGCUUCGCGCAAACGGCAGACAAACGCCGCGGGCUCGGGCCCCUCCACGGGCUCCCCGUCUCGCUCAAAGACCAAUUCCACGUGCGCGGCCUCGACACGAGCAUGGGCUACAUCGGGUGGCUAGGCACCUACCAGGGCCAGCGCGACUCCAAAAACUACCCCAUCACCGCCUCCACGGAAUCAUUGCUGGUGCGGCACCUGCGGUCGCUCGGCGCCGUCAUCUACGUCAAGACGGCGGUGCCGCACACGCUCAUGUGCGGCGAGACGAUCAACAACAUCGUCGGCUACGUAGCGUCCCCCGCCAACCGGCUGCACCUCUCCGCGGGAGGGUCGUCGGGCGGGGAAGGGGCGCUGAUCGCGCUCAAGGGGUCGCCGUGCGGCUUCGGGACCGACAUUGGCGGGUCGGUGCGGAUCCCGGCCGCGUUCAACGGCUUGUACGGCCUGCGGCCGGCGGCGGGGCGGCUGCCGUACGAGGGCGUGGCCAACAGCCUGGACGGGCAGAACAGCGUGCUCAGCGUCGUGGGCCCGCUGGCGGGCAGCGUGGGCGGGUUGAGGCUGCUGACGGAGGCGGCGCUGGGGGCGGAGCCGUGGCGGGAGGAUCCGAUGGUGGUGGAGAUGGCGUGGCGGGCGGACAGGGCGGCGGGGGUGGCGGAGAAGGCGGAGGAGAAGAGGCUGACUUUCGGCGUGCUUCGCGACGACGGCGUCGCGCGCGUCACGCCGCCCGUCGCGCGGGCCCUGUCUCUCGCGGUCGACAAGUUGCGCGCCGCGGGCCACGCCGUCGUCGAGUGGGAGCCGCCCUCUCACGCCGACAUCGUCGAGUGCUGCGCCGCCACCUGGACCUAUGACGGCGGCCGCGACACCAUCGCCGCCUUCGCCCUGUCCGGCGAGCCGCAGGCCACCGAGUACGUGCAGAUGCCCUGGCCCGACCCCAUCUCGCCCGAGGCCACGGCCACCGACAUCGCCGCCAACAACGUGCGUCGGCGGCGCCUGCAAAAGGCGUAUCUCGAUUACUGGAACUCCACCGCCGGCGGCGCCGGCGUCGACGCCAUCAUCGCCCCCGUCGCGCCCUUCCCCGCCGCCCGCCCGAAGCUGUACACGUACUACGGCUACACCAUGUGGGUGAACCUGCUCGAUUACACCAGCGUCGUCGUGCCCGUGACCAGGGCGAGCAAGGAUGCGGAUCCGCGUGCGGUCGACUUCGAGCCUAGGAGCGAGCUGGACGCCAAGACGCAGGCUUCGUACGAUCCGGACAUCUACGACGGCGCGCCCGUCGCGGUGCAGCUUGUUGGCAGGAGGCUGGAGGAGGAGAAGAUGCUGCAAGUGGCCGAGGUGGUGGACGGGGUGCUGAGAGACUGA
Molecule: messenger RNA, 1695 nt
Organism: Diplodia corticola
Lineage: Eukaryota; Fungi; Ascomycota; Dothideomycetes; Botryosphaeriales; Botryosphaeriaceae
Product: general amidase
Exons: 2
Coding region: 1-1695 (564 amino acids)
Source: RefSeq, a predicted model, not a curated record